AGCACUUCCGGCCCCAUCAUGGCGGAGGCGCUCUCUGUGCCCGUCUCUAUGGUCAGCGCUCCCGUGUCUAUGGCCCGCCGCGGGGCAUUGUGGGUGCCUGGCGGAGUUAUGGUGGCGGUGUAGGGCUCGGCUGUGCAGGGUGGAGGAGGUCGUGCUGAGUGAGGAUGACGACAGCAGCCAGGCCGACGUUUGAACCUGCCAGAGGAGGAAGAGGAAAAGGUGAAGGAGACUUAAGCCAGCUAUCCAAACAGUAUUCUAGCAGAGAUCUUCCUUCUCAUACUAAAAUCAAAUACAGACAGACCACUCAGGAUGCUCCUGAGGAAGUGCGUAACCGGGAUUUCAGAAGGGAGCUGGAGGAGAGAGAACGAGUUGCUGCCAGAGAAAAGAACAGAGACAGACCAACCAGAGAACAUACAACAUCAUCUUCUGUGUCUAAGAAGCCUCGGCUAGACCAGAUUCCUGCUGCAAAUCUUGAUGCAGAUGAUCCUCUUACUGAUGAAGAUGAUGAAGAUGAGGACUUGGAAGACAGUGAUGAUGAUGACACUGCAGCCCUUCUGGCUGAACUGGAAAAAAUCAAGAAAGAAAGAGCUGAAGAACAAGCUCGAAAGGAACAAGAGCAAAAGGCGGAAGAAGAGAGAAUUCGGAUGGAGAACAUCCUGAGUGGUAACCCACUGCUGAACCUCACUGGGCCAGCACAGCCUCAGGCAAACUUCAAAGUUAAAAGGAGGUGGGAUGAUGAUGUUGUCUUCAAGAACUGUGCCAAGGGGAUAGAUGAAACGAAAAAGGACAAAAGAUUUGUCAAUGAUACUCUGCGAUCAGAGUUUCACAAAAAGUUCAUGGAAAAGUAUAUCAAGUAGUGAAGUUUUAUGUGCAGUAGUGCAGAAGGACUUGGUAGGUCAUGACUGUUCCCUCCAUUUCCCUCAGAAUUUAAGACUGAAUGUUUGGUCAUGGAUUCUCAAAUGCUUUUCCAAGAUCAGCAACAGCUUCAUAAUUAAUAAGUGAUAUGUAUCUGGAGUUUUUAUUCCUGCAUAUUGUUUUCCUUUACAGUUUUAAUUAAACCAGUUUGUGUCUCAUGAAUGUUUUUUUUCUUCAUGUGUGUUUACUUUUACUGUCCACCUGUAAAUGGUAAAAGAGAGAAGCUGAUUUGCAAUAAAUACUCCUGAUCAUUUAAAUUGC
This is a messenger RNA of Zonotrichia leucophrys gambelii, 1176 nucleotides long. It is a transcript of the gene CWC15, whose product is annotated as CWC15 spliceosome associated protein homolog. NCBI's taxonomy places the organism in Eukaryota, Metazoa, Chordata, Aves, Passeriformes, Passerellidae. Gene Ontology annotation, molecular function: RNA binding. Gene Ontology annotation, biological process: mRNA cis splicing, via spliceosome. Bases 165 to 857 code for a protein of 230 amino acids. Gene Ontology annotation, cellular component: catalytic step 2 spliceosome. The record is from RefSeq and is a predicted model, not a curated record. The transcript is spliced from 7 exons.